Molecule: messenger RNA, 630 nt
Organism: Euleptes europaea (tarantolino)
Lineage: Eukaryota; Metazoa; Chordata; Lepidosauria; Squamata; Sphaerodactylidae
Gene: IL17D
Product: interleukin 17D
Exons: 3
Coding region: 1-630 (209 amino acids)
Biological process (GO): inflammatory response
Cellular component (GO): extracellular region
Molecular function (GO): cytokine activity
Source: RefSeq, a predicted model, not a curated record
AUGCCGCGGGUCAAGGUGUGGGUGCUUGCUGGGAUUCUCUUAUGCGGGCUGCAUUUCCUUGGGUUAGAGGCCUUCAAGGUGAGCAAACGCCCAACGCGGACUCGAACCUGUGCCGACCGGCCUGAGGAGCUUCUGGAACAGCUGUAUGGGAGACUUACAGCUGGAGUGCUCAGUGCCUUCCACCACACCCUGCAGCUGGAGCCGCUGGAAAAAGAGCACAAUAUCAGUUGCCCUGUGGGAAGCAGGUCUUCUAUGGAUAAGAAUUACCGGCUCCCCAUCAAUCUCAACAGUGUCUCCCCUUGGUCAUACAGAAUUUCCUACGAUCCCACAAGGUAUCCAAAGUACAUUCCUGAAGCGUACUGUCUGUGCAAAGGCUGCCUUACCGGAGCGUAUGGGGAAGAGAAUUUCCACUUUCGGAGCACCCCAGUAUACAUGCCGACGGUCAUCUUGCGCCGCACCACAUCCUGCACCGGAGGCCGCUAUGUUUACACUGAGGAUUAUGUCACGAUCCCUGUGGGUUGUACCUGCAUACCAGAACACGAAAAAGACACCGAUGGCAUCAAUUCCAGUAUAGACAAGCAAGCGGCAAAACUGCUAGUGAAUCAUAAUGACAAGCCGGCAUCAGAAUGA